This is a messenger RNA of Micromonas pusilla CCMP1545, 1143 nucleotides long. RefSeq lists its product as uncharacterized. NCBI's taxonomy places the organism in Eukaryota, Viridiplantae, Chlorophyta, Mamiellophyceae, Mamiellales, Mamiellaceae. The transcript is spliced from 2 exons. Gene Ontology annotation, molecular function: serine-type endopeptidase activity; protein binding. Gene Ontology annotation, biological process: proteolysis. The coding region runs from base 1 to 1143 and encodes 380 amino acids. The record is from RefSeq and is a predicted model, not a curated record.
AUGCGCUCGCUCACGUCCGACGAGCAGGCGACGAUAUCCUUGUUCAAAGAGAACACCCCCUCGGUGGUGUACAUCACGAACUUAGCGCAGCGACGCGACGUGUUCACGCUGAACAUCACAGAAGCGCCGCAGGGCGCCGGGAGCGGGAUCGUGUGGGACGACGACGGGCACAUCAUCACCAACUACCACGUCAUCGCGCGCGCGAACCAAGUGCGCGUGACGUUCCAGGAUCAGACCGUCUACCCAGCGACGGUGGUCGGUUUCGACGAGGACAAAGACAUCGCGAACACGUCGUUGAAGUCGGCGAGCGGGAAGGCGGAGAUUCGACCGGUCCCGCUCGGCACGUCGUCCGACCUCCAAGUCGGGCAACGCGUCUUCGCGAUCGGGAACCCGUUCGGCCUGGACCACACGCUCACGACCGGCGUGAUCAGCGGCCUCGGCCGAGAGAUCCAGUCCGGGAACACGGGACGCCCGAUCGACGGGAUCAUUCAGACCGACGCGGCGAUCAACCCCGGGAACAGCGGCGGGCCGCUGCUCGACAGCGCGGGACGGCUCAUCGGCAUCAACACCGCUAUCUACAGCACGUCCGGGUCUUCCUCCGGCGUCGGGUUCGCGCUGCCGUCGGACAUGGUCUCCGGGAUCGUGAGCCAGAUCAUCACCUCCGGGAGGGUGACGCGGCCGAUCCUCGGCAUCACGUUCGCGCCGGAUCAAGCCGUCGAGCAGCUCGGGUUGGGCGGCGUCUUGGUGUUGGACGCGAGGGAGAAGGGGCCGGCGUGGCGCGCGGGGGUGAAGUCCACGUCGAGGGACGAGAGCGGGCGGCUCAUCCUCGGCGACGUCAUCGUCGAGCUGAACGGCGCGCUCAUCAAGAACUCGAGCGACUUGUACCGGACGUUGGACAAACUCACGGUCGGUCAGGAGAUCUCCAUGAAGGUGAUGCGCGGGGAAAAUAAAGUCGACCUCGGUCUCACCUUGGACGACCGUCCGAACGAGCAGUCGACGCAAGGGAUGUUUAUCUUCCCGGGGAUGGCUCCGGGGGAGGGGAUUCCGAUUCCCCCGGGCGGGAUUCCCAUCCCCGGUCUCCCGGGACCGGGGUACGAAGAGGACGAGGACGAGGGAGGACAGUUCCUCGCGCCUCCGUACUGA